CUAUAAAUAUUAAACAUAACCUCACUUUUGAAAAAUUUAUAUAUUUAUUUAUCUUUCUUGAAAAUUUGCAUUUUUUCUUUAAAAAAUUAAUAAUAAUUAUGAUUCAAAGAAUAAAUACAAUUAAACUAUUUAAAAAUCUCUACACACCCAAACUAAAUUCAUCAGUUGUCAGAUAUGCUACCACCGAUAAAUCACUACAACACACUGACACAGAAAACUGGUCAGAAAUCUACCGAUUACCUUUGAUCCGGCUAGCUUCAGCUUUUAACAAAAUGAAAAUAUAUCAAGCUAUUGUAACAGCUGCUGGUACACCUGCUGUCUUAGCUCUAGAACAAGCGGGACACUUGGCUCCAAAUUUUGGAUUUGUAUUUGGUACUUUAGGAGUAACUGGAGUAAUAACAUUAAGUUUAUGCAGUUUGCCAGUUAAUAAAUUAAUCGGAUUUAUUUAUAUGAACGAAGAUAAUGACAAAGUCAAACUGGGUUAUGUCGACUUUUGGGGCAGAAGGAAACAUCAUGUUUUAAAUAUUGAAGAUAUCUUAACGCCCUGGGAAAUACCCGAACGAAGAAUCAAUCUCUAUCAACCAGUUACAAACCGUGAGGAUGAAUCACAGUCAUUUAAACUACUCCAAAGAUUUGGAUUAGUUCGUGAUGCUGAAAGAUUCAUAAGAGUUUUUGGAGAUGGUUAUGCUUAA
This is a messenger RNA of Episyrphus balteatus (marmalade hoverfly), 692 nucleotides long. RefSeq names its product transmembrane protein 186. Gene Ontology annotation, cellular component: mitochondrion. The coding region runs from base 99 to 692 and encodes 197 amino acids. The transcript has 2 exons. The record is from RefSeq and is a predicted model, not a curated record. Lineage: Eukaryota; Metazoa; Arthropoda; Insecta; Diptera; Syrphidae.